AACAAUAUUCAAUACAAUUAAUGAAAUGUCACGCGCUUUAGCUUGUUCUGUGCUUUAGGUAAACUGUCAAAAACCGACAGAUUUAGGUAGCUAUUACUAAAUAAAACCAAUUUGUGGAAACGAUAGAGCAACAUUCCUUAACACGUCAUCACUCGUGUAUAGUACUUUUGCCUAUCAGGCUCAGCCAUCGGUAUCGAUAUAGUAUAAACAGUUGCUGGCCGUCAAUUAUUAAUCGAUCGACAGGAAAACCGUGGGCUCAAUCAAGAUUAUUACACCGUUCAUAUCAAGUUAGACCGGUUUACGCGAUGUUGUGGCCCUUCUUGUUGUCACUAGUGGUGCUGCUUCGAGUCAACGUCGCCAUCAGUAGCAAAUUAGUUGCCUCGUCGCCGAUGACCGAAAAUAGUGUUACGGUCGCUUCCCAAACUGAUUCAUCUGGUGUCCGGCAUGGCGCCGCUGGCUGCUUGAAAGGUCAGCGCUGUGUUCCGAAAGAUCGAUGCACGAACGCAAGCACGGCCGGCAGUGGGCUGUUGGACGUUCGAUUUGAGAACGAAAACCCGUGUGGGGAAUUUUCGCUGCAGUGUUGUGAAGAGCAAGAUAUUAUCGAUUAUCCCGUAACUCGUACUCCUCGUGUUCUUAAGAAACCUGCCUGCGGCAAACGUAACAGUGACGGUAUUCAUUUCCGCAUUGUAGGACACCAGAACAACGAGGCUGAGUAUGGCGAGUUUCCCUGGAUGAUUGCAGUAAUGACAGAGGAAAAGGCGUUAAACCAGCUGGUAAAUGUGUACAUUAGCGGAGGUUCGUUGAUCCAUCCAAAGGUUGUGCUGACUUGCGCUCACUGUAUUCAAACCAGAUCUUCCGAUCAGCUGAAGGUUCGUGCAGGUGAAUGGGACACACAAACAAAGAACGAAAUUCUCCCACAUCAGGACCGGUCUGUGUCUGAGAUCAUCACACACCCCGACUAUUUCACGGCAGGUUUGUACAAUGACAUAGCGCUGCUGUUUUUGGAACAACCCUUCAAUUUGAACCGAGGCAUUCAAACGAUCUGUUUGCCUCCAGCUGGGCUAAGGUUCGACCAUCAACGAUGCUUUGCUUCCGGGUGGGGCAAGGAUGCUUACGGCAAUUCGGGAUCGUAUCAGAUAAUCUUGAAGAAAAUUGAAAUGCCUGUGGUGCCUUCUAGCCAGUGUCAGACCCAGCUGAGAACGACCCGAUUGGGGAUCCGGUUUAGACUGCACGAAAGUUUCAUCUGUGCCGGUGGCGAGGAAGGCAAAGAUGCCUGUGAGGGAGAUGGAGGAUCACCGUUGGUGUGUCCUGUUAAAGGUGCCUAUGACCAUUACUAUCAGACUGGAAUUGUAGCCUGGGGCAUCGGUUGCGGUGUGAGUCAGACUCCGGGGGUAUAUGUGAAUGUUGCUCACUUUCGAAGCUGGAUCGAUCAGGAGAUGAAUGAGCGACGGCUGGGCAUCGAUAGCUACAUGGCGGAUGUUGCUUGAAUUGGAAGUAAGGGUGAUUUGCAAGUAAUUUAUAUAAGUUAUAUAUAAAUAUAGCUUUACUAGUUGACAAUACUGUUACGGUUAUCUGAAGUAUUG
Molecule: messenger RNA, 1583 nt
Organism: Topomyia yanbarensis
Lineage: Eukaryota; Metazoa; Arthropoda; Insecta; Diptera; Culicidae
Product: phenoloxidase-activating factor 2-like
Exons: 1
Coding region: 306-1487 (393 amino acids)
Biological process (GO): proteolysis
Molecular function (GO): serine-type endopeptidase activity
Source: RefSeq, a predicted model, not a curated record